Molecule: messenger RNA, 1178 nt
Organism: Cydia amplana
Lineage: Eukaryota; Metazoa; Arthropoda; Insecta; Lepidoptera; Tortricidae
Exons: 7
Coding region: 151-1017 (288 amino acids)
Molecular function (GO): acyltransferase activity, transferring groups other than amino-acyl groups
Source: RefSeq, a predicted model, not a curated record
GCGCGCACCCCACUGUCACCCGGCCAGUGUGCCGGCGCCCCGACCCACGACCGCACGGCAUUCUCCGGGGCCCCGGCGUUUAGCAUCGAAAGAUCGGGAAACCACUUAUUUCGAAUAGGACGGGUAGAGCUGGCAUCAGCGCGCGGAGAUAUGAAAUUAAUAGAGAUGGAAAUCGCGCCCGAAGGGAAGAACUUUCGAUUGGUAACGGAAGAAGAACUGCCGGCGGUUGGCGAUGUUCUAGUGCAGUAUAUGCCUGAAUCUCUUAAGUUUCAUCAGACGAUUCAAACAUAUCUAAACAACAAGGUGUGGGACUUCCAUUUUUAUGUUGCGAAGAAUUGGCCGGAGGACCCAAUUUGCCUGCACUUCCCCGGAUGUACUGGAUCGCCAAACAUCGCCAACGACAUAUUCGAGAGCGUGACCGUGUUCUGCCCCUCGGAGCGCGCGGAGCUCGUGGACCUGCUCACGUCAGAAGACGUCCUGCUGGACCUGACGCAGCCGCUGUACCUCAACUUCACGCACGAGGCCAUCGUGAACCGCUUCGAGCGGGUGUACGAGGCCCAUGACAAGAUUACUGGGGAUGUUUAUGCGUGCGUCACGCCGCCGCCGGAUAAUGCUGCUGAUGAGCUCCCACCGGACGUGGAGCUACUCCGCCUGCAACCCGAAGACAUGAAAGCCGUGUACGACCUGUACCCGGCCAGCGACAUCGAGUGUCGCGAGGUGUUUGAAAAACUGGUGGCAGAGCUACCGGCUUACGGCAUCUUUGUGGAAGGGCAGCUUGCGGCGUGGAUGGUGCAGUCUUACUACGGCGCUAUGUUCUCGAUGCAGACUCGUCCGGAGUUCCGCAGGAAAGGUUACGGAAUAUACCUAGCCAGGCGCCUAACUAACGAGGUAGCGGCGCGCGGCUACAAGCCGUUCGUGGUGAUCCGGCCCGAGAACGACGCCUCGAGGAACCUCUACCUGAAGCUCGGCUUCGAGAAACGCUUCCGGACGGUGCGGGCCGUGCUCCGCCCCCGUUAGCCUGAUAAACGUUAAUCACUAGCAGAUUUUAUUUUUUUAACAAUUUUGAAAUCAAAUUUAGCUUGCGAUCUUUGAUCGCUUAGAGAAUUUUAGUAGUAGCUUUAAGAUUGAACAGCCAGCGCUCUCGGCUUUGGAUCUCUUAGGCAGUCUUUAAGCGUUUC